AUAACUUGUUUCAGUUUAUUUGCCAGUAUUACAUAAAUAUGCAAGCAUGCCGCUCAAUUGUAAUUAUUUGUCAUCUGUCCUAGUAAUUGUUUGAUAGCCUAAUCUUUUGAACAGGUAACAAAGUUCACUUAUGACUUCGGUCAUAAAUAUAAAUCAGAAACUAUAAACAAUACACUUCUGCGGUGAAAUUAUUGUUGUGCAAUAACAAAAGGUAUCAGAGCCAGGGUUUUUGUAUCAUAAGCGAUCUUUUGUGUCCGGCGCGUCUCUUUAAAAGGCGUGGCGUCGUGAAGCGGUUUCGUGUCCGUCUCGCUGCACGCGCACGAGCUUAUUUCACCGUCAGCGAUCACGGAGGCGUCGUCACACGCACGAGCGCUGUCCGUUUGAAUCACUGGGUUUACGGUCGCGUAUCCUUCACACCGCCAGAAGUCGGAUGAUGUGCAUUUGAAACCGCAUUGAACCGAACACUAAACAGAAUCUGGACUCGGCGCACUGAACCUUUAUAUGGACUGCGCUCUUUGCAGCGUUCUGCGUGUUUCUCCACUGUAUUUUCCCCGUAGAUAGUAGGCAGGUAUCAGAACGAGGCGAAAUGGCAACGGACGAGCUGUCAUCGAAGCUGAGCCGCAGGCUGCAGAUCGAGGAGGGCGAGCACGACCCGGUGGCCCUGGACGAGGCUCACGAGAACGGAGCGCACGAGAAAGCGGCCACCGCCAGCGCGGGUUCAGAGCUGGGAGCCAAGCUGCAGCGGCGCGGCGAGCUGAACGAGGGCGUCGGAGAACACCAGCAGCCCAGCAUGAAGGUGUUCAACCCCUACACCGAGUUCAAGGAGUUCUCGAGGAAGCAGAUCAAAGACAUGGAGAAGAUGUUCAAACAGUAUGAUUCAGAGAAAGAUAACUUCAUCGAUCUGAUGGAGCUGAAGCUGAUGAUGGAGAAACUCGGAGCACCUCAGACUCACUUGGGCCUGAAAAACAUGAUCAAAGAAGUAGAUGAGGACUUGGAUGGAAAACUCAGCUUUAGAGAGUUUCUUCUUAUCUUCAGAAAAGCAGCAGCAGGAGAGCUGGCGGAGGACAGCGGACUUCAUGUCUUGGCACGUUUGUCAGAGAUUGACGUGUCAACUGAGGGAGUGAAGGGAGCCAAAUCAUUCUUUGAGGCAAAAGUGCAGGCCAUUAAUGAAUCAAACCGGUUUGAGGCAGAAAUUCGUCAGGAGCAGGAAGAGAAAAAGCGUCAGGCGGAGGAGAAGAAACAAAGACAAGCCGCUUUCAAAGAGCUGAAGUCGGCCUUCAAAUAGCCUCAUCCACCUCGACAGCCUCCAUUUGCUCAUCGCAUUUGUCCGUCUGCCAUUAGAGUUCCCCUCUAUCAGAGAUACUAUGCAAGGCUGUGAAAUGCUCAGAGAUCCAUGCAGAUUCAUCUUCCUGAGAGAGGGACACCUGUGUCGUUUGUGCUCAUGAGCGGAUGUCGGUGUUCAAAUCGUCUGUGUAUUGUUGCCCGUUUCUCUCACUCUCUCUCAGGCUGAUUUUAAAUGUGAAGCCAGACAAUACACUGGAUUGGAUUUGUUCUGUUUCAGUCGCACGUGUAUAUAUGUCCUACAGUCCGUUCGCCCCCUCAGUUUCGUUUUAGUUUAAAUGGCAUUUUGUUUUGUUCUAGUCAAUGUGUCAGUAGAUUCAAAUCUAACAUUUUAAAGAUUUUUUUUUUUUUAUCAAUUUGUCCUCUCAGUAUGCCAUAUCCAGACCGUUGUAUUCAUAUCAGUGGCAAUUUAAGCAGGAAAUGCUUUUCACUGUACCGUGACUAAUUCGACUUUCCAUUGCUGACCAUGAGAGGACAAACAUUAGCAUACACCAGACUUCUGCUCUCGUUCACAGAUACAUUAAAUAUUAAGAGCAUUAAAAAAUAUAUAUUUUUAUUGAGCAGAGAGAGAGAGAGAGGGGUGGUUUUGGGUGUAUGUGCAUGUGUGGUGAUGAUUGUACUGGUGUUUGUUGAGUGUUUAUCAAUAUUUUCUUGCAUGGUCACUGUGGUGUCGUUUUCCUACAUGGUUCCCUUCAGUCUAUAAGGUGUCCAGUGUUAAAUGUGGCACACGCAGGCUUACAAUUAGUUUUUAAAAUCAAGACGAUCACAUGAAAUGGCUGUAAAAUUUAAACGUCUUACAAAAGCAAGACAUUACAAUUUAUUUUCUUCAGCUUGUGUGGAUAAUGUUGAUGGAGGUGUUGUCAGGACAAGGUCAUCUGACUGGUUUUAUGGUCCAAACCCUUGUAUUUUGUGCUUCCAUGUGUGCUGAACGGAUUAAGUAUAACAUUCUUAAGGGGUCGGUUAGAUACCAAAGAUAUGGUAUAAAAUCGUCCUCCUCGGCUUUUAUAUAAAGGGAUAGUUCACCCAAAAAUCAUUUACCCAUCUUUGAGUCUUUCCAAACCUGUAUAACUUUCUUCUGUGGAACACUAGGUUUAUUUUUGAAAAAGUUUAUGCUGUUUUUGUUCAUGUAAUGAAUGUUAGUGGGAUCCAGAACUACAUUGAACCCCAUUAUAAAACACAAAUAUCACUGAGACAUUUUUCUUUGCUGUGAAAAGAGAGAAAUUCAUACAGGUUUGGUAUGAUAUGUGGGUGAAUGCAUUUUUAUGGGAGAACUUUCCCCUUAAAAGUCCCUAAAUCUCCCUAACUCCCUAAAUAUAAGUCUGUGUUGCUUAAUAUUAAUCAAAAUAUGACCAAAACUACAAGCCUUGCAGAGCAGCCCAUGCUCGGUGAGAUAAGGUAAAAUCAAAAGUGCUUCAUGCAUAAAAUAUAGACAUAUUUGUGGCUUUUCUGUAGAGCCAGCGCAUGUAAUUCAACAUCUAAAUGCCAUAUGUCGGAAUAGGAUUUAAUAUUAAGGUGUUUAGUUUAAAAAAAAAAUAGAAUAGGCUUUAAAGUUUACUGUGACAUCAUCUGAAAAAUGAGGGAACAUUUCUAAUGAAAUCAUCCAAAAGCGUAAUGAAUUUAACCUUUUAAGGUCAUGUGACAUGCAGUACACUGUGGCAAAGGUAACUGAGAUGCUAUGUAUAAAGACAAAUCUAUAUUUUCAUGUGAUGAAAAUGUAAAAAAUAAUUUUAGUUUUGUAUGGAACGGGGUCUUGUGAAAAGAAUCAUUCUUAUUUUCUCAAUAUGAAUUUUGUUUGCCUACAAUCUUGUCUCCCUUCGCUUUUCCGUGUAUCUGAUAUUCCUUAGGUUUUUCCAUUACAAUCUAAUCAGUAAAGGCAAAACACCUUUAGGCUUUUAUAAUGGAGACAAUGAUGUUGGCGAUUGCUAUGCUUCAUGUUGUUCUUUGUUUUUUUGUGUUCUGAGUCACUGGUAAGUGUUCCUGUUUGCUCACUAGUUCUGUGGAAAUUCAAAUAAUAGAUGUAUAAAUUUGGUGUAUAUUAGUCUGCCAGUCUUUCCAGCCAUCCACAUGUUAUUUUUCUUUUAUUAUCUACUGUUCAGCUAAGGUAUGUUAAAUCUUGUCAGUUAAGGGGUGAAUGCAGUGGUGUAUGAGGAGUGGACUGAUGACACCAAACAAACAGCUGUUGCGUUCUGUUAGAAGCCAUAAACCAUUCUGUCGUUCCUUUUGAGAGAUUUUAGCUGUUCAAUUGUUGUUGUGCCAAAUGAUUUCACGCUGUGUUAAGCUAAUUUUAGUACAACGUUCCCUGAAAUCCAUCAGGAUACUUUUGAUCAACAGCCCCAGCAGAUCUGAAUUAAUGAGCACAGCUAAUUGGAAUUUAGACUGAUGCACAGUGUUAAAACUUAAAAAAAAUAAUAACUCUUUAAUUAAUCUGUUAAAGCCCUUUUUACAGUUUUGGUUUUAUUAUUAAUGCUUUCAUACAUGACUAAGUACAUUAGAGCUUUGGCAGUAUUAACUUCUGUGGAUUUCUGUGGAAAAAAACUGCUUUUUCCAAAGCAGAUAACACAAACAGCACAACAUUUUUAAACCUUUUUCUUCUGUUAUUGGAUUUUUUUGUCUUCUUCUUCUGUAAAGUGUAAUGCCAGGAAGACUAAAAAUAAGUGUAGUUAAAUUCCACAAUUUUUUACGGCAUGUUUUUGUUGUUUAAUUCAUCAUUCCAGCGAUUUGACAAUGGUUGAGAGGGCCUUGAAUCAUCCUGACCAUAACUGUACCGUUCUGUCACUGUCUAUGUCAGUUGAAACUGGUGGUUAUGGCAUCAUACUCUUGUAGGCUUAUACAUAUUGAUAUGUGGCUUCUAUAAUAUGCACAUUUAUUUUUGAUUUUCUUACUAAAAUGUACAAUUAUUCUUGUGACAAUAAAAAUACUUUUAAUUUGGAAA
Molecule: messenger RNA, 4273 nt
Organism: Puntigrus tetrazona (Sumatra barb)
Lineage: Eukaryota; Metazoa; Chordata; Actinopteri; Cypriniformes; Cyprinidae
Gene: efhd2
Product: EF-hand domain family, member D2
Exons: 4
Coding region: 587-1285 (232 amino acids)
Molecular function (GO): calcium ion binding
Source: RefSeq, a predicted model, not a curated record